Molecule: messenger RNA, 3852 nt
Organism: Chelmon rostratus (copperband butterflyfish)
Lineage: Eukaryota; Metazoa; Chordata; Actinopteri; Chaetodontiformes; Chaetodontidae
Gene: pgap4
Product: post-GPI attachment to proteins GalNAc transferase 4
Exons: 2
Coding region: 493-1689 (398 amino acids)
Biological process (GO): GPI anchor biosynthetic process
Cellular component (GO): Golgi membrane
Molecular function (GO): glycosyltransferase activity
Source: RefSeq, a predicted model, not a curated record
GGUUUUUACUCCUGAAACACAACAAUGCUCUCCUCAUGUUUCACCUGUUAGCCUGUCCGUUAGCCUGCUGCUAGCUGCCGUUCAGAUAGCACGAGUUAUUCAGCGAACUUGUGAUCUUUGAUUCCGGUUUGACACACGGGGGACACACCGAACCGGAAGCGGCGGAGGAAAAACUGUCAGAUUAAAAGCGACCAGUGGAGACUGUCCAGCUGUCUGUGAGACAUUCAGACAAAGAGCCAACACACCGAGUCUCUGCUCCGGUUACAGCCGCGAGGACGUCCUGUACGAUGACCAGGACCGAGCUGAAACUGUUUACAAGAAGACGUGCCAACACCUUUUCCACAGAGCCGUCAGUUCACAGCGGAUCCAUCAGGUGUCACUGCUGUGGGUUUCUAAAGCAGACUGCCUGCUGACACGCCAUAAACCUCGACCUGAAGGCUCCUGAGCAGAGUUCAUUUUGUCUCUGUGUGGUUCCAGCAGGCUGUUUCACCAAUGCCUCGAUGGAAAGUGUUCUUCAGUCACCACAUGCGAUGGUCCAGCACCGUCACCCAAGCCCUCGUCCUGUCCGUCGUUACAUUUUGUGUCGUUCUCCCACUGUGCUGCCAUCGGCUGCUAUACUCUUACUUCUUCAUCAGGUCCAUGUACCUGGACUCCAUGAGUGAGGACGUCCUGCGGGAGAGCCUGAACCGAGGCCAGGAGGCUCUGCACUUCUGGCAGAGCGCUUCCACUGCAGUGGCGAUGUCUUCCAGAUUCAGUGACAUCGCCCAGCAUCCUGAGCUGCUGGUCACCGUGGUGACAGCCAGGCGGAACGAGGGGCGGGACUUCCACUACCUGCUCCAGGUGAUGCGGCAGCUGAGCGGGAUUCUAGGAGGCUGUGGGCAACGGCGGUGCGCAGAGGUGUUGGUCUGUGAUGUGGAAAACGGUCCGCAGGGAAACGAGGACGCCAACCUUCUGGAGGCCCACUUCAAGGUGAUCCGGCGCUCCCCUCAGGAGCAGCAGAGGAACAGAGAGCGAAUCAACACCUUCGAGAGGGAGAAGAGGGAUUACGUCUUUUGUCUCCGCAAGGGAUGGGAGCUGGUGAAGCCUGAAAACAUGAUUGUCCUGGAAGACGACGCUUUGCCAUCACAGGACUUUUUCAGAGUCGUGAAGGACCUGGUGUCACGUCGGUUCGCCCUCCAGACUCUUUACAUAAAGCUGUAUCACCCUGAAAGGCUGCAGCGCUACUGGAACCCGGAACCUUACCGCAUUCUGGAGUGGGUCGGACUUGGGCUGGUGGGGGCGACGGCCCUCCUUCUCACCUUUUCUUACUGGAACCCCUGUUCUUUCUCCUUCACGCUGUCGUAUAGCCACCUGUUCUUCUUCACCCUCUACUUCAUGGCUGUCGCGGAGCUGCUGGGGCGGCACUACCUCCUGGAGGUGCGGAGACUCUCCCCGCAGCUCUACGCCGUCUGUCCGGCUACAGAGUGCUGCACCCCAGCCAUGCUCUUCCCUGGAAACGCCUCGCUCAGGGUGGCCGAAUAUCUGGACGGCUCGUUCUGCGUCAAGGGGAACGCCAAAGACAUGGUUCUGUAUCAGAUGGCGAAGACAGUCCCUGGAGAAAGGUCUCACAGCGUGGAACCCAACCUCAUCACUCACAUCGGGGCCUAUUCAUCCGUCAGGGCUAACCCAUCCAGGCCCAAACUCCUCUGACACAGAGCAGCCGGGAGGAGGUGGAGGACAGUAAUUCAGUGCAACAGUGCUGGAUUGAAGUUCCUCCUGACUUGGUUCUACUUUUCUUUUCUGCCAUGGCACCUUCUGGACUCUUCAGGACAUCUGAAGACGUCACUUAACGAGCGUUGGUUUGGUGAUUUGCAGGUGAAAAGUAUUUUUGGAUGUGAAUGUUUGUCCACACAGGAGGUGUUUUCUGACGGAGCAGGUAGCUUACAUCCGCAGUGAGGGUGUGCUGGGCUCAGAGUGGGGCCAUAAUGCCGGUGACCUACGCUUAGCGCUGUGCCUGAACGCCUCCUGUGUGUAGACAUUAUGUUACUUCUGUCUCAGCAGCAUUUCAGAGACUUCAGAUCGAUGUGGACCUGAUUGAACUGAAAUGCUGCUGAAAGUCUUUCAUGUAAAGUUCAGAUGGAAAAAUCACUUUUCACUUUUCAGUGCUGCUGAUGUGUGCUUGGACAUCUUUUCACCAGCAAAUCACAUGAACCUCUAACUGAACCGUGUCCUCCGUCUGGGACCAGAUGUCACGUCUUCGCUGCUGGAAAACGUCUUUAACGGUUCUGCUGACUUCCAGGUUUGCUGUUCAGCUUCUUCACUGCCUGGAAUCAUGAAACUGUUGAAAAUAAUCAGAUGCUGUCAGUAUCCACCACCUCAUCAUCAUCAUCAUCAUCAUCAUCAUCCUCAUCUUCCUCAGCCACCUGAAAACAGCUUUUAGAACAUGCAGAGUUUUUGCUCGACAGUCUGUUUCAUGGAUCUGAUGAACGUGGUGAGAUUUGUUGUGGCCUUUGUCUUUAACACACAUUUUUGUAAUUUCAUCCCGUUAACAGGAUUUUGAAUGAGGCGUGUGAUUCUGUGAUAUAGGAGAGCAUCACAUAGUGGCAGUCCUGCUGCAGGUGAUCCGACUGCCACAGGAGAACCAUACCUCAACAGUAAUGUGGUCUACUGAGCAGUGAGACCCCCCGACCGCUUUCAAACCAGAAUCUGGUUUUGUCUGUCUCUUUAUAUCAGAUUUAUGCUUUGCUGUUUUCAGACAAUAUAUUUGCACUUUCAACAUUGUAAAGAGCAAAAACUGAGAAAGGUGGAAGGAGCGUUUGGUGAAGGGAGACGAGGUUCACCGCCGAGCUGAGGAAUGAUGGGAGGAGGGGGCCGGGGGCGGGGGGUCAUUGUAGACCUGUGUGGCCUUUUUGCUUGUGGGCCGGUUGUAUAGGUUCUGUAGUUGCAAUAGUUUUUUCCCAAUGCUGUUCUGACCUGGUUGACCACCUGGGUCAGCUUGUUCCUGGGUCCAGUGAGAGCUUCCCACACUCGGAGAUGAUGAUACAGGUCAGAACUGUCAGCGAGUAGACCAGGACCUGUUUGCUGGAACUGAAGCUCCUCAGCUUCCUGAGGAGAGAGAGCUGCUGUCUCGCCUUUCUGUAAACGUCGUCUGAAACGUUCCCAGAUAUUUGACGUGAGUGACCUGCUCCUCCAUGAUAGCAGGCUUCAGGACCGGCCUUAUGCUGCCUGCUCGUACCGACACUGAGGUCAAGGACCAGCUGGAGGGUGGUUGAUGUGCUGAGAGAAGGAAGGGAUGUUGACUUCCUGCAGGCAGGCAAACAGGGUCAUGUCAUCAGCAUACUGUGUGAGGGACAGGACUCUGCUGUAUUUCACCUCGUCUGUACCGUUGUGGAGUGCUGUGUUCAGGACGAGGCAGUCAGAGGUGGUCUUAUCAGUACAGAGACCUCACUCUCAGGAACUCUCUGAUCCAGAGGACCAGUCUGCUGCUGAUGUUCCGGUCACACAGGCGCCUCAGGACAAAGUCUUGGCCUUGUCUAGAUGACCCUGUUUGUCCAGGAGAGUGAGGGUGGUGUUCUCCACACUUUGGCUGGCUCGGCAGGUUAACUUGAGUUUAGCUGUGUGCGAUAUGAGUUCCUUGUUCAUUAGAUGCUCUGUGAGUUUGUUUAAUAGAGGUCUGAGGAGAUUUUGCUGUUUUAGGCACUGGGACAUUGGUCUCCAUUUUCAGGCCUGAGGGACAAAAUGUUGUGGAACAGCUGGAUAAAGAUGAGAUCCCUCCUUUGAGCCCUUCUGGUCCAGCGUCUUUGUGAGGGUUGACUCACUGAAGGAUCGAUGACCUCCUUUUCCUUUAAUAUCACGGGGGGGGGGGGGGGGGUU